Cladocopium goreaui is the source of this 4362-nucleotide messenger RNA. Lineage: Eukaryota; Dinophyceae; Suessiales; Symbiodiniaceae. The record is from the annotation of a GenBank genome assembly.
AUGUCAGUCAAUGUUCCAGGAAAUAUUGUUUACAUCCAAGCAUGGGCCUUGAGACGAUUGAUCAGCACUUACAACUACCUGAUUCGUCGACCCCAUGUUCCACGUGAACGAGCACUGAGAAGGAUCAUGAUCUCCCAAGGGAUUAAUAUUGAGCUUGACCCAACACCACCACAAUCCAUUUGCGACCAGCCUGAUUCAGACCCAGAGGCACCAUCUGAUGAGGACGAAGACAUGGACAAUGCAACAAUGGAGGACGAAGGAGGGGAGGAAGAGAUUUGCACGGACGAUGAAGAACUUGAAGGUGCCCCAUUGGAUGCUGAUGGAGCGAUCAACGAGCCUCCAAAGGCUUCAUUGCCAUCGAACUCUACGAAGAUGCCAGCACCGGCCUGUGCCAAGGAUUCUAUGAAGGAUUCCGUGGAUGUGGGUGUUAUCAAGACUCCUUCUCCCAAAGGUGUGUCUCCACCUACAGUCACCCCAGAGAAGCUUGCCCAGUUCGAGGCGACGAAGCAACGUCUUGCAAAGCUUGAGGCUCUUCAGGACUUGUUGAAACACCAGGAGAGAUUGAAAAAGCUAGUGGAGCUAAAGAAAUUGCAGGAUCAAGUCCGUGAGAUGGAAAUCAGGAAAGAGAUACAUUGCAUGAAACUCAUGGAAAACAUUCUCGACGAGCAGAAAAUUCCUCCUCGUCCAAUGCCAGAAAGCAUGGACAAUAUGGAGACCCAACCUCUUGUCGAUGAUGGACAAGGUGACAGUCACCAACCCGACGCGUUGAGCACUGAGCCUGGCAAAGAACCUAUCCCUGCUUCUGGGGACCCAGUGGGUGAGAAACCUGAUGUCCCAAUGCUUCGCACCCAUGAGCCAAGCCCUACUGCACCAUCCAGGAGGUUACAGGAAUACUUGAUAAAGGCAAAGGCCUCAAGGAUUGAAGCUGAAACCACAAACAGAAUAGCUGACACAAAGGAUUCCAACCAUGGAAAAAGCAGUAGGGAAGCGCACGCCAAGAAUGCACAUGGCACAAGCAGCAAGGCAACGGUCAAGGUUUGCAAGAAGCACCUAGGCACAACUGAAGAUGCAACCCCAACCGAAGCAGCAUCACUCCGAGACAUGCCUUCAAAGCCAGAAGAUUGGGGAAAGCACGAGCCUGUCUCAGCAGAUCAGCAACAGCCACCCAAACAAAGAGGUAGGAAGCCCAAGCAAAAGAAUGACUGCAAAGACAAGCCUCAGCAAAAGAAAGCACCCAAGCGCAAGUCCAAAGCAAGCAAAGCAGUAUCACCUGAAGCUUCCAAGGACAUUGCAGCAGAAGCCUUGCCCACAGGGAAAGCAGCAAAGAAAGCAAAGAUUGACAAGAAGACCACUCUCUACUACGAGCCCUUGGAGCCAGAAGGUGACAUCAACACAGACAAGGGUGCUGCCUUUGAUGCCUAUGCAGCUGCUUCUGCAUCUGCUGAUGCUUCCCGACUUGGUGAGCAAAGUGCCAGCAAUGGGACAGGAGGUAGGAGACGUAAGGGAUCCACAGCAGCAGCAGCAGCAGCAGCAGCAAAGAGCAAGGCAAAGGACAAAGGUGAGGAGCACAAGCCCAGUAAAUCCAGUCGCAAAGCUACUCCCAAACCUAAGGGUCGCAGCAGCAAAACCACCCGAAUGGCAGGAGACAACAGCCCUGAUGGUGAGAGCUCAAAAAAGAAGCCACAACGCACAAGCAAGAAGGAUUGCAAGGAUGCCAGCACAAAGCAGAAAAGUCCCGAGUACAAAGCCAAGUUGAGCCGUAAGAGCUGUGCCUACAAGAAGGCUUUCAACGAAGCGAAAAAGGCAGGAGUAGAGGAGAACGCAGCCAGAGAAAUUGCCAAGAAGGUUCUUCAUGGAGAAAUGGAUAGCCCGGCAUGCCUCAUCCGGUGGGCACUGGCUCGCUUGAGCUCUCUUUUCCAGGAAUCUUGUGUGAAUGGAGUCCUGCUGGUAAUGUGGUCUACCGAUGUCACCAGCAGAUUUCAGCUGGUGGAGCUCUUCGCAGGGCGUGGCCAAGUGGGUGCAGUAUGGAGGGAGAAUGGCCGCUCUGCUGGCCAAUACGACUGGGACUAUUCCCGAAAGGGCAUGGACUUUUUGGGAAAUGGUGGCUUUGCGUCUGCCAUCUACAUGGCCUUAUGUGCGGUGCCUUUGAGCCUGUGGCUGAUGGGUCCUGACUGUGGCCCUUGGACAGUGAUAUCGAGAGGUACCUCAUGGAGAAAUGUUUGUAACUUCUGGGGCAACCUGAACUUAGAGUGGAUCAAUGGAUCCAACUGCAUGAUAUCCCGGCUGACGUUGCUGCUAUACAUAGGCACGGCCUUGCGCUGCACGUGGCUGUUGGAGCAGCCGGCUGGGAGCCAACCAGUGUUUGCCAGACACCAUCGUUUUGAACAUUUCUGCAACACUGUUGCCUUUGUCUGGAGGCAACGUUUCUGGAUGCAACACUUUGGCGCUCCCUCGGCGAAGCCAACUGUUUGCUGGGGAAAUGAUCCCGAUAUUCUCCACUCCUUGGACAAAGGUGUUCUCAAGAAGACCUUCCGAGAAGAGCACACCAGUGUGAAAACAACAAGUGUUAUCCCCGAGGACUUGGCGAACAUCUCCUUCGAGUACAUGAUGAGUCCAAGGCUAAGCCAGGCAGCCAAUGCCAAGAUAUUGGAGCUCCAAUCUCAGGUUGGUGGCCUAUCAGGGGAAGAUCAUCGCCCACAACCCGCAGGUGCUGGCUAUGUCGAAGCUCGCUCGGCUGGUGGUUUUACUCCAGGAUUUGAGCCUGGACCUCCCCUGGACAAGACUCAGCUGUCAAGAUUGGGCUCUGUUGCCCCCUCAGAAGUGCCUGUCACCCCAUCCCCUAAAGCCUCUGUGCACACACCUCCACAACGUUCAGUGUCCAUGGCUGCUCAUGCUGAUACCACCUCCCAAAGUCCAAUCAUGAUUGGUUCUUCUGGGAGGAAGUUGACCUAUGCAGAACAGCAAGCAUAUUUUCCUGAUGCCCAGUAUCGUGAUGAAACAUUACGGACCCCACUCCUUUCUUCGCCAGAAGACACCGAUGAGAGCAUCUUAAAAAAGAAGACUAUGCGCCUUGAGGACACUUUGGUCGAUGAAACACAGGAGGUUCCCCAGCACCCUUCUCGAGAGAGUGAGCAAGGUGAACCGCAUGGCACAGCACGGUCUAGCAAUAUUGGGGAUAGCGAGGUUGACAAAAGCCAAGCAGGUGAAACCCCUCCCUCUUCCAAGCCCAGUCCCGAGGGGGACAUGUACUCAGAUGGCACGUAUUGGAAGAUGCGGAACUACACCAAGCCCAACAAACGUGGUGUGUGCAAAGCAAGUGAGAGUGCAGUUGCAAUGUUCAAGACUGAAAAUGGAAGAAAGCGACUUCGUGAUCUGCUUCUUCAACAUGGGAGCUUCGAGCAAGUAGAAGUUGCCCUAGUGAAAUAUAGAAAGGAAGAAGAAGAGAAUACACUUGAAGGAGGUUUCUAUUCAGCGGUCGAUUUGGCAAAUGAUGGAUGGAAUACGCAGAUGAUCGAGCAUAGUCGCCAGUGGGCCCUUCAGAGGGGCUUGGUGGAAAAAAAUGAAGUCCACGGAGAGGAAGAAUGGCGCAUCCCCAAGAAGCGACGAUUCAAGUUUAAGGAACAACAUGGUACGGAGGAUUCCACUGGUGCCAUGUUCGAGCAGCAGAUUGAUCGCCAAGCUUUGGUGGAAGGUGAUGCUGUCAGAAACCCGGCUCAGCAGCUCAGCGCUGCCUCUCAUCAAGCAGCUGCGGCAUCGAAGCAGAAGGCUCUGCCGGUCCUGCAGGCCAACCAAGAUCCCUUUGGUCUGUUGGGGGCAUUCAUAGCUGCAGUUGGAGCAAACAUUUCAAAGGCUGAAGAGCAAAAGGACCGUCUUAGCGAUCUCCAAACAGAACGGGCAACCAAGAUGGCCAAGGAGAUGGGGGAUGCAAUUGUGGAGUAUGAGGAUCUGUACAAAAAGCUUUUGAAGUAUCAAAUCGACUUUACCAGUUCCGUCCCUGACAGGAAUGCAAAAGACCUUCUGAGCAAGACCUAUGUCCAAUGCACACAGCGUGACAUGUGUGUCAACAACCUGAUCGGCCGGGUAAGGACCAUCAAACCUGCAGCGAAGGCCAAGGCCAGCGCCAAGGCCAACUCUGAGAAAAAGCCACUGCCCCUGAACCGUAGGGCUAAGUCAAAGAAGAAUCUAAAGAAUGUUACAAAGGAUGAUGAUGAUGAUGAUGCAGAAGAAGAUGAACAGAAUGAAGGUGAAGAUGACACACCGACUCGCUCUUCUAGCAGCAAGCCAAAAGGCAAAACUGGCAAAGCCAAAGCCGUGGCAGUGCCAAAGACCAAAGUGGUCAAGAAAAAGAAGGCAUCCAAGUAG